GUUACUACUACUACACCAUUACGAUAAACGUAAGAAGUUAUUUAUUGUAAAAAAUGUUUGGCAUUCUGCUGCUGUGUAUAACUGGUUUGGCAGUGUCUAUGACCGUCAAAGGCGACGACAUCGAGUACACCAUCCCGGCAGGACAACCGUCCGGCAUCACACCAUACGUCCUCAUCCAAAACCUUGGCCGGCCGGCCUAAGCAACCGCGGCCACGUGGACGAGAUUGGUGGGCAUGGAGUUAACAUGGAGCAGUAUUUCGACAACCGUCUCGGACCCGGGGAAGUCAGGUGCCCGGUGGACGGGUAUCCUCAUUGUCGUGACUGCGUGGCGGGAUACAACGACAGCGAUUUCGUGCAAUCGCAGUGCUGUUUCGCGCACCACUGGGCCUGGCAGCAUAACCGCACCCUCCGCGAUGUUCUUCCCUACCGCUUCCAUUUGUCCCCCGUGAGCCAGACCGAACCCGUCGAGUAUCGCGACCGGUACGCGACGGCUGGCGAAAUAUGGCACGAGGAUGUGUGCACGAAGGAGCCUAUCGCGACACUUCCUGAAGGAGGCUACAUCCCGUGCCGCCUGCGCAACGCUUGCCCGGACGUCAGGAACGAAACAGGAACCAUAUGGUAAUUUCUGUUCGAUGGCGCCCGAUAAUCGCAGACUACUACCGAGUAGUUGGGCAGACUUGGAGACGACGCCGUCAUGGCUGUUGUCUCGUUUUAAUAACUUUUGCUCUGAGCUUCGUAAUGCU
This is a messenger RNA of Paramacrobiotus metropolitanus, 743 nucleotides long. RefSeq lists its product as uncharacterized. The coding region runs from base 245 to 622 and encodes 125 amino acids. Lineage: Eukaryota; Metazoa; Tardigrada; Eutardigrada; Parachela; Macrobiotidae. The record is from RefSeq and is a predicted model, not a curated record. The transcript is spliced from 2 exons.